GGUAUCAAUCCCGGAAGUGCUGCUUUACUAGCAAGCAGUGCGCGAAUGCAGUUUGAGUCUGUGAUAGUACAGAGCGUUUCGUGCACACAUCUGUUUUCAUUGAAUUGCUUUGACGUUUCAGUUUGAUCGCAAGGUUACAUAAAACCCACAGCAAGGCGUCAUGGCAGCAUUAAAAUACGCAGGUUUGGAUGAUACUGACAGUGAGGACGAGUUGCCAUCUGGCUGGGAAGAAAGAACCACAAAGGAUGGAUGGGUUUACUAUGCAAACCAUGAGGAGCUGAAGACCCAAUGGGAGCAUCCUAAAACUGGAAAAAGGAGACGGAUGGCAGGAGAUUUACCAUAUGGAUGGGAACAGGAAACUGAUGACAACGGCCAAGUGUUCUUUGUUGAUCACAUAAACAAGAGAACCACCUACCUGGACCCGAGACUGGCCUUCACUGUGGAGGACUCUCCGGAGAAGCCCAGCAGCAGACAGCGGUAUGAUGGGAACAGCUCUGCCAUGGAGAUCCUGCAGGGCCGGGACCUCACUGGAAAAGUCAUCAUUGUCACUGGAGCCAACUCCGGAAUUGGUUUUGAGGCAGCGAAGUCCUUUGCCCUACAUGGAGCCCACAUUAUCCUGGCCUGUAGGAACAGAACUCGAGCAAGUGAAGCGACCAGCCUGAUCCUGGAGGAGUGGCACAAAGCCAAGGUGGAAGCCAUGACCCUUGACCUAGCUUCUCUACACAGCGUGCAGGAGUUUGCAGAGGCAUUCAAGUCCAAAAACCUGCCUCUCCACAUGCUCAUCUGUAACGCGGCUCUGCUGGCUCAGCCUUGGCACCUGACAGAAGACGGCCUGGAGUCCACCUUCCAGGUUUGCCACCUGGGCCAUUUCUACCUGGUCCAGCUGCUGCAGGAAGUGCUGCGCCGCUCUGCUCCUGCCAGGGUUAUUGUCGUGUCCUCGGAGUCGCACAGGUUUACCAAUAUUGUGGACUCCAGUGGUAAAGUGGACCUCAACCUUCUCUCUCCUCCAGAGAAGGAGUACUGGUCCAUGCUGGCUUACAAUCGCGCCAAACUGUGUAACAUCCUGUUCUCUAAUGAGCUGAACCGUCGUCUGUCCCCUCAUGGUGUCACCUCCAAUGCACUGCACCCUGGGAAUGUCAUGUACACCUCCAUUCAUCGCAGCUGGUGGCUCCUGAGCAUUGUGUUCUACUUAUCCCGGCCAUUCACCAAGUCCAUGCAACAGGGGGCGGCCACUACUGUCUACUGCGCCAUUGCCCCUGAACUGGAAGGACUGGGAGGGAUGUAUUUCAACAACUGCCACCGCUGCCUGCCCUCGCAGGAAGCCCAGAACGAAGGAACUGCCGCGUCCCUGUGGGAGCUGAGUGAGAGGCUGAUCCAUGAGCGCACUGGCAGGCAGUCCCUUUAACCCGAGGGGUGAGGAAACAUGCUGUACAGCAAGAAAAAUACUCCAGAAAAUAUAAAUACAAAUAAAAAAUAAAAAUAAAAAAAAGAACCUAGCCCAGGACUGUGCCGUGCUCUAGCUGCACAAGAAAACUCCCAACCCUGGAUCUGUUCCAGCCACAUCAUCUAGAGGAUUUCCAUAUACCUCAGAUACAGAUUAAAUAGUGUUAAGUGAAACAAUUGCAGUCACAACACAGUGAAAAUGUUAAGUGCUGAUGGGAAAUAGGGAAUACAGCAGGUUAAAAGGGACAGUAUCUAUCUCCCUCUCUCUCUCUGGCUGCGCAUCCAGAGCCUGCAGACUGGUAGUUUGGGCCUGGAAAGCUACAUGUUUUCUCAUUACUGUUAAACAAUGUCCUAGUUUGGAGGGGAGCAGGUGAUAUGAUUUAAAUAUAUCCUUAUACUGCAAACCUGUAAAGCAGCAGCAGAGUUCCUAAAUGCAGCUCUACAUAUUUUGAUUAAUGCCAAAUGACUGUAAGCAUUUAACCCUUAUGGAGCAAAC
This is a messenger RNA of Polyodon spathula (Mississippi paddlefish), 1939 nucleotides long. RefSeq names its product WW domain containing oxidoreductase (gene wwox). NCBI's taxonomy places the organism in Eukaryota, Metazoa, Chordata, Actinopteri, Acipenseriformes, Polyodontidae. Gene Ontology annotation, molecular function: protein binding. Bases 161 to 1405 code for a protein of 414 amino acids. The record is from RefSeq and is a predicted model, not a curated record. The transcript is spliced from 9 exons.